AUGGUGAAUAAAGCUACAAGACAUGCUAAAUACACAGGAACAUAUGCUUUGUCGCAUUCACUUCAACCUUUCUUAGUCGCUUUUGCAGCCUCUUUCCCCUGGGACCUGGCCAUGGCCCGCGUUUGCAUUCGCCGCGGUGGCGAUGCUGGUUCUGCUUCCCCUGCUGCAGGCCCCGUUGAUGCUAAUGACCGUACUGAGCGUGUCAAUCGUUUUGGUGCUGCUGAGCGUUUUGGUGCUGCUGAGCUUUUUGGUGCUGCUGAGCUUCUCGGUGCUGCUGAGCUUUUUGGUGCUGCUGAGCUUCUCGGUGCUGCUGAGCUUCUCGGUGCUGCUGAGCUUCUCGGUGCUGCUGAGCUUCUCGGUGCUGCUGAGCUUCUCGGUGCUGCUGAGCUUCUCGGUGCUGCUGAGCUUUUUGGUGCUGCUGAGCUUCUCGGUGCUGCUGAGCUUCUCGGUGCUGCUGAGCUUUUCGGUGCUGCCGAUCGUUUCGGUGCUGCUGCGCGUGCUGGUGCUGCUUCCUCUGCUGCAGCUCCUGCUGAUGCUGGUGGCCGUGCUGCGCGUGCUGAGCGCGCUGAGCGUCUUGGUGAUGCUGAGCGUGCUGGUGGUUCCAUAUUCUCCGGUUCUGUAACCCUCUUCCUCUUCGUCCCUUUCGCUUUUCCCUUCUUCGCUGGUUCUACUUGUGCUGGCGCCGUCUUGGGUAGCGGAGGCGGAGCCCUAGGUAUCUGCUCAAGUUGA
Aspergillus tubingensis is the source of this 729-nucleotide messenger RNA. Its product is annotated as prefoldin subunit family protein. Bases 1 to 729 code for a protein of 242 amino acids. The record is from RefSeq and is a predicted model, not a curated record. Lineage: Eukaryota; Fungi; Ascomycota; Eurotiomycetes; Eurotiales; Aspergillaceae. The transcript has a single exon.